CUCUCUCUCUCUCUGUCAACCCACAGUGGCAGCAGCAGGUUCACACUGGAAACUUCAUUGCUAGGACUUCCCAGGUGAAAUUUCCAAUCCCCCCCUGCCUUUUCUCAUUUUCACGAGACAUUUUGCUGGGGAUCCUGGGAAGAUUAUUUCCUGAGAAGGCACGCUCUUGGCUGUGAUAUUAUUAUUGCAGUCAUGGCGCCCAAGAAGAAGAACGUCAAAAAGAGCAAGACAGACAUCAAUGAACUGACCAUCAUCGUGGAGGAUGGGCCCCUCAACAAACUGAAUGGUCUGAAUGGCCUUCUGGAAGGAGGGAAUGGCUUCAGCUGUGUUUCAACAGAGGUUUCUGAUUCCCUCUAUAGUCCCAAUCUCCUGGAAGGAUUAUGCAGAAUGAGGCUGGAAAACUUUCUCUGCGAUUUAAUCAUUGGUACCAAAACCAAGUCCUUUGAUGUUCACAAAGUGGUGAUGGCUUCAUGUAGCGAUUACUUCCAUAAUAUUUUAAAGAAAGAUCCAUCUACUCAAAGAGUGGAUCUCAAUGAUGUGUCCCCACUAGGUCUAGCUACUGUAAUUGCAUACGCCUACACUGGGAAGCUCACACUGUCACUGUACACUAUUGGUAGUAUUAUCUCAACUGCCAUUUAUCUUCAGAUUCAUACCCUUGUGAAGAUGUGCAGUGAUUUUUUGAUGCAAGAAAUCAAUGUGGAGAAUAGCAUGUACAUUGCCAACAUUGCAGAAACAUAUGGACUAAAGAACACCAAGGAAGCAGCCCAGAAAUUCAUUCGAGAUAACUUCAUUGAAUUUUCUGAAUCAGAUCAGUUCUUGAAACUUACUUUUGACCAGAUCAAUGAACUACUUGCAGAUGAUAAUUUGCAGUUGCCUUCUGAACUUGUUGCAUUCCAGAUUGCAAUGAGAUGGCUAGAAUUUGACCAAAAAAGAACAAAAUAUGCUGCUGAUCUUUUAAGCAACAUUCGGUUUGGCACCAUCUCAGCCCAAGACCUGGUGAAUUAUGUCCAGACUAUACCUAGAAUGAUGGAAGAUGCAGAUUGCCAUAAACUUCUGGUGGAUGCCAUGAAUUAUCACUUACUUCCAUACCACCAGAAUACACUGCAAUCUAGAAGAACAAAGAUUCGUGGAGGAUUACGAAUCAUAGUUACAGUUGGGGGACGCCCAGCUUUAACGGAGAAAUCCCUUAGUAGAGACAUUUUGUACAGAGAUCCUGACAAUGGGUGGAAGAGGCUUACGGAGAUGCCAGCCAAAAGCUUCAACCAAUGUGUCGCUGUGAUGGAUGGAUUUCUCUACGUGGCAGGUGGAGAAGACCAGAAUGAUGCCAGGAAUCAAGCUAAGCAUGCAGUCAGCAAUUUUUGCAGGUACGAUCCCCGCUUCAAUGCCUGGAUCCAUCUGGCCAAUAUGAAUCAAAAGCGUACUCAUUUUAGUCUGAACGUGUUCAAUGGCUUCCUUUUUGCCAUCGGUGGCCGUAACUCCGAAGGGUGUCUGUCUUCCGUGGAAUGUUAUGUUCCUGUAAUUAACCAGUGGCACAUAAAGGCCCCACUGGAGGUGGCUCGGUGCUGUCAUGCUAGUGCGGUAAUAGAUGGCAGGAUCCUGGUCACUGGAGGGUACAUCAAUAAUGCUUAUUCCCGGUCUGUUUGCAUGUACGAUCCUGGUAGCGACUGCUGGCAAGACAAGCCCAGCCUUAGCACCCCAAGAGGAUGGCACUGUGCAGUUUCCCUGGGGGAGAGGGUCUACGUCAUGGGAGGGUCCCAACUUGGAGGUCGAGGGGAGCGAGUAGAUGUGCUUCCCGUGGAGUGUUACAGUCCUUAUCCUGGCCAGUGGAAUUACGUUGCUCCUCUUCCAACUGGCGUGAGCACUGCUGGGGCUUCCAUCCUGGAUGGGAAAAUUUACCUAGUGGGAGGCUGGAAUGAAGUAGAGAAGAAGUACAAGAAAUGUAUUCAAUGCUACAGCCCUGAUCGGAAUGAAUGGACCGAGGAAGACGAGUUACCUGAAGCCACUGUAGGAGUGUCCUGUUGCACCAUUGCCAUGCCCAAUGCUAAGACUAGGGAAUCCAGAGCUAGCUCCGUAUCAUCAGUGCCAGUUAGCAUUUAAGGAUUUCCGAAGGGCAGGUUUAGAAGAGUUAGGCCAAACCCUUAACAAACAAAUGAAAAGUUUAGUUCACACAACUGUGUUGUGAUCCUUUUAAAAGAGCCAGAGCUGCCUUUCAGGAAGGGAGCAGAGGAAGGGCAACAUUUGCUGGCCAAUGGCUUCAAAUUUCAGUUUUCAGAAUUGGCCAAUUUUCAUUGUAUUGUAAUUAAAGUACGGUAAAUAGUAUGAUCUAAGAAAUUUAAAGGCAUAAAGACAAAGGGUCCCAAUUUAUCUCUGGACUGUAAAUGUUAUUUAACUCUAGCUACUCUCAAGAUCUGUUCUCCAGGUUGCAUAAAUUAUUUGGAUCCGACACCUGAGACGUGGACCUUCAACAGACACCCAAAUAUUUCAGAUAGAUAUUUCACUGGAUACUACCCAGAGUUCCUACUGAUGUUAAUAUCUUCAGAUUACUCAAUCCUAGAUGAGUCUAUUCAGCACUAAGAUCUACUGAGUUGAGUGGAGCUUACUUCUAGGCUAGUUUCCACUGGAGCCUAGCAGCACAAUCCUACUGUCUACUCAGAAAUAAGCCCCAUUGAGUUUAUUGAGCUUAUUCCUACGUAAAUAUAAAUAAGACGGAAGUCUAUGUCUGCGUUUAAAUUUAUCUAGAUCAUACCAUAUACAGUAGCAAUAUUUUUGAAGAAAAACUCAUAAAUAUUGCAGUGUUUACCUAAUUACUGCAUUGCACCAAUAAUAAAAAUUGCUUAUACAUUAAUUUGUUACAAUCAUCACCUUCCACAUGGUAUAAUUAUAUUAUUACCCUAAUGAUUCACAACAACAAUAAGUAAGUUGAAACUGGAAAUGUUCUUUGGUCCAAUAAGUAAUUUAACAUUAAGUAUUUAUUUUUGGGGUAGAAUGAAAGAACUUUAGGGAACCAACAGCUUAAUUUAAUAAAGCAUCACCACUUGAAUUGCUUAUAUUAUGCAGUAUGGAAGAAGAAGAAGAACCAGGUGCAAUGGGAUGAGUCUGGUUAACUUGCGUUUGUUUAUAUACUUGAAUAGUCCCUCUCGCUGUCACUGGGUCACUGCUUCAAACCAAUCCUGUAAAAAUAGAACUAAUGUCUGUCACUUCGCCAUCUGCUAGAAAAGUGUUAUUUGGGGACUUUUGUUUAUUUAUAUUGAUGUGGGUGUGGGUGUGAGUGAGAGGUUAAACCAGAUAGCUGAAUGUUUCCAGGCCUAUACAGGUCUUCUCAAAUUGUAAGUACCACAGCAGGCAUGGGAUGGCAUGCUCUGAUGCAUUUGAAAGGAGGUGUUGGAAGGCACCACAUGGUUCACUAGUGGGCCAUUUGCCAACUCCAGAGGGACCUUUUAGUGGCUGAGAUUCUUCAACAUUGAACAAUAUCAUUGAUCGAACACAAGCUGCCUAUGAAACAAGCCUCCAGUGUGACAUCAGCAGGAUGCAGGUUCACACUGCUUUCCGUUUCCCUGCACUGCUAACGCCAUUGUCCCGGGCCCCUUUUCCAAUGCUGUGGUGAGUGCUGGGCAGCCCGAAUCAUAACUGGAAUUCAAAGUGACUACCUUGGUACCUGCUUAGUGCCCGUAAAUGAGGUACCACUUACAUCUUCCACCAGCAGUAAGCCCAUUGACCUGUCACUCCAGGAAGAAUCAACUAAGAGGAGAAGGAGGUGGAGAAGGGAGGGCAGCCCUCCAACCUAUGGAAAUGGAUUCUGGCACAAGGGUGUCCCCAGUGACUUAGACUGUGGGUCUUGGCAAGAAUGCCUGCUUUGGGGAUCAAGUGAGCCAAAUGAUUUGUGCCUGCACUGUUAAAAGAUAUCUAGAGUAAUGUACAACACUUGGUGUGAAGAACAUGGAAAAGUGAUUCCCCCUCCCCAUGCUGGCUGCAGGAAUCUGGGACUUCUAGUCCAAAAAAGGAACUUUCCCCAUUGUCAUUGGUGGGCUACCACAUUUAUAGUAAGGAUCAAACAGAAACUGUACAAGCUAGCCUGAUCCUAACCAAAGUGGAAUGUAUGUGCAAACAGCCUGCAGCAGAGAGGGAGAGCAGGUAGCCCUCCAGAUGUGAAGGGAAAAGGAAUGUUUAAUGUACGUCUUGAAUUGAGUGAGGCCUUUAGUCAUUUUUAUUCCUCAUUACUAUACAUUUCACAGUCCAAACCCCAUGAAAUGUACUGUACUCACAAGGUUUCUGUUGUGUUAGGAAUCCAGUAGGGUAAGAAAGGCACAUGUCCAGUAAAGUCCUGUUGCCAGUGCAGAAUUGGAAGUGGAGCUUUUGAAAGAAGGGCAAUCUGGCUGGUAGCAAGGCUAUGUCAUCUUGCAGGACUGUCUUUUUGCUUGUUUGCUACAAAGCCAUAUCAGAAAGAGAGAGGAGUCCUGGGAAAAUGUGUAUCCUUAGCAUUUAUAUGGCCUACAAUGCUUUUUAUCCAGUGUGAACGUUUAUUAGGGUUGUGGCUUCUUUCCUUGGGAUGAGAUUCAGAUAUCAUGUCUAAGCAAUUACAGUACAACAGAGAGACAUUUGGUCUUCUUUGAGUGUAAAAUGAUGAGAUUCAGGGCAGACAAAAGGAAGUGCUUUUCAAUAAAAAGCAUAAUUGGUUGCAUUUGUUUUGCUGCCCCAGCAUGUGGCAACGAUCACUGGCUUAGAUUUCUUUAAAGGAUGGGGGUGUGGAGUAGGAAAAUUCAUGGAUGAUAGUUAUUGAAGGUCACCAGCUUUGAUAACUACCGUAUAUAGAUCCUCCAGAGUUAAAAGCUGUAUAUGCUGAAUAAUCGGUGGUUGAAGAGUUAAAAGCAUUAGAGGACUGUGACCUUUAAGGUUAUGUGUGGGCUAAUGAAAAAGAAUCAUCCAAAUUUUUUAGUAAGUAGGAAGCGGAAGUAGAUGGACCAGCAGUAUGAUCCAUCAAGUAUCUCCUUAUGCUCUUGGGAACACUUGGUAUCAUUAGUGCUACAUAGCAAGUGGCUCUAAGACUCCAAACCUGCCUUCUACAGUGCCGUGCUAAUAGGUUGGAUGCGAAGUACCAUCAUUCCCACAUAGCUAGCCCACGGGCUGUGUUGGCUGAGGGUGAUGGGAACUGCAGCCCAACAUGUCACGAACACAACAAGUUGUGGAAGACUUCUCCAAAUCACCA
This is a messenger RNA of Pogona vitticeps (central bearded dragon), 5203 nucleotides long. RefSeq names its product kelch like family member 31 (gene KLHL31). The record is from RefSeq and is a predicted model, not a curated record. Gene Ontology annotation, biological process: negative regulation of JNK cascade; negative regulation of protein phosphorylation. Gene Ontology annotation, molecular function: protein binding. NCBI's taxonomy places the organism in Eukaryota, Metazoa, Chordata, Lepidosauria, Squamata, Agamidae. Gene Ontology annotation, cellular component: nucleus.